Gloeophyllum trabeum ATCC 11539 is the source of this 1752-nucleotide messenger RNA. RefSeq lists its product as uncharacterized. The coding region runs from base 1 to 1752 and encodes 583 amino acids. Lineage: Eukaryota; Fungi; Basidiomycota; Agaricomycetes; Gloeophyllales; Gloeophyllaceae. The record is from RefSeq and is a predicted model, not a curated record. The transcript has 4 exons.
AUGGCCCGUUAUCAUUGCCAUACGCGCGCUGCCCUUCAGGUGCGGAAGGAACAAUCAUCGAAGAACCAGAACAUCUACCCCGAGUUAUAUGGGGUCUGGAUUCCGAAAACGUUCAGACUAGUGACGCUCGAUAUGAGUCUGGAGGCACCACUCAAAGAUCUCGCGGAGAAGGAGCCGAUGGAACGACUCACCACGUCCUCAAGUUUCUCGGCUAACGCAGCCCACCCGUCGCCAGGGACGGGGGGGAUCUACCGAAGAGUUUCAGUCGCUCAUGCGAAUGCUUCAGUAUCGGCCCGAGGCAAGGGACCAGAGAAUGAUGUUUCCGCGGCGAUGAGCCAGCCCGAACUAUACGCGGACGAAAGGCUAAUGUCCUCGGACCUGCUCCGCGGCGGGCACCUCAACAGGGCUGAAUCAGGACUUCAACAGAGGCAAGAGCUUUCGCCGCUAGCCUUUGAGGACUUGCCGCUUCCUUGGAAAACUCUACUUGCCAACCGCAGCCUGAACAUCCAAGGACCCGGUAUGAACCCAAGACCAGCCAAUGAUAUGGCGCAUCUACUGAAGGCCAGCGCUCCUGCUUUUGUUCCUACUGGGUCUCUUGAAGGGCUCUACCAUCCCAAGCUCGUCGUAGAACCGCGCUCCGCUCAGCCUUCGCCUCCGCAGCACUACUCCCAUCGCCGCUUGCCUACAAUUGAUCUGACGCAGCCUUAUCUGCAGCUCCCACUUGGACGACAGACUCUACUUCCGACCCCACCGAGUACAUCGUCUCCGCUGUGGUCGUCUGACUUUUCUCCCUAUCAAGAGUCUUUGCUUUCUCCCCCUGAGCUAGCCGUAGCUCAUCUGCCUCGUCUGUCUAACAAUCUUGGCAUCCAGCUCGGCAAUUUAGGUAUGACCGAGCAGCUUCGUCGACUUCUGUAUGAACGCCUGGGCUCCGCUUCUUCUCGAAACAUUGAUGUGUCCCCGCCUCUCGCUCCGCCAGCUCCGAUACAUGGAUCUAAAAUUUCUCGACCUCUGUCUUCGUCGGUAACGAACGCUGUUUUGCAACCCUAUAUUAGUAGGCAACCGAAUAAUCAUUCGUCAACACUCUCUUCUCCUCAAGCUACUAGUUCCCCACCUAGGCUCCGUGUACCACCGAAUACGCCCUUGCAGAACCUAUCUAUCUCUCGUCGACUAGAUACAAAUCCCUUUGGCUCUCAUUCUGUAGAUGCUGUGUCUACGCCUCCUUCUCCUCAGUCUCCGGAGACUCAUACCAAAGUGCGGACUUUGUCAGGUCAGCAACCGAGGUCGAUACCACUGGCUAAGCUCAUACAGCGCCGCUUGUCUGCUGUGCCUGAGGCCGAAGAAGAACCAUCUUUCGUUCAUCAUGCGAGCCGCUCACCGUCACCGUCUAGAGCUUACUCUUUCCAUCGCAGUCCUGGAGGCGCGCGAGACGAAGUCCCUGUGCAGAUAUACUCUACGCGUGAUCAGUUGCAACGUAUGACGUCACCGAAGCCCCAGCAGAUGCGGGGACGUCGUCCUGCUGGGCCUCCUGCCCAGCGUGGCACGUCUCGACAUACCGGUACUAAGUCGGGUGACAUACGCGUCCCUGUUGCAGCUACUUCCGGGUCCAAAGCAGAAGCUAAGAUCAAUAAGACACCCGAAGGCCCUAAAACCCAGGCCCCUAAGAAAAGACCGUACCGCAAGAAGAAUCGCACUUCCUCGCUCGAUAGCACCGCAACCGUCGCAUCUGUAGCCGCCAGUUCGUCCAAAGGGUAA